This is a messenger RNA of Perkinsus marinus ATCC 50983, 120 nucleotides long. RefSeq lists its product as hypothetical. NCBI's taxonomy places the organism in Eukaryota, Perkinsozoa, Perkinsida, Perkinsidae. Bases 1 to 120 code for a protein of 39 amino acids. The record is from RefSeq and is a predicted model, not a curated record. The transcript is spliced from 3 exons.
AUGUUAGUAGACGUCAUGCAUUUAUCAACAUUACCAUCACUAGAAUCAUCAGGAAACACGGUUAAGAAGUUANNNNAAUUAUUCUGGCUCAACUACGGAGCAUGGGAGGCUAUCAGAUAG